GGACAGAGCUCCACGUCCCCACUGCUGUCCAUCAACGUGGCACAACAAGCCCCGCCCACCGAGGUGACGACUUCCGGCAGCGACUCCCUCCCCCCUCGGGCGACGAAUUCCGGCGGAAGAGCUCUGUGUUUGUUGUGCUACAAAUCCUGGACCAGAAAGUGCCAAACUGCAUCAGUUUAUUCACUGGUGAUAAAUAGACAGUAGACAGUAGUAGGGUUGAGUGGGGGGAGAUGAGACACCUGUGCAUCUGAGCAUUGAUUUGUCAUGUGACACCAAACAGUCUGGAAGUGCACAGCAUAUCCAGCUGUCUGUAAAUGAGAGAAACACAAGAGAAAAGUGCUUGUGCUGUUGUCAAACACCACAGGAAAGCGAUCAUGCCACGGAACUAUAUUCGUAAAACGGACUGGGGCUCAGUAACCUAUGAGGAGCUGGAGAAAGCGUUUGUUGAAGUGAAGCGUGGGAAAUCUAUCAGAACCGUGGCAAAAGAAAGAAAGAUCGGCAGGUCCACCCUGCAGCGCUACAUGAAGAAGGCAGAAGAGAAAAGAGAGAAAACCGUGGGCUACAGAGGAACGGCUGAAGCCAGGAGGAUCUUGUCUGAGGAGUUAGAGGAGGAGCUUGCAGAAAACAUCCGCAUGCUGGCUGAAGGCGUGCACAGCCUCACGCCAAAGAGAUGCAGAGAAAUCGCUUUUGAAUUUGCACAGAAGAACAACAUUCCCGUCCCCAACAACUGGGGAGAGCAGAGGUUAGCGGGUCGAGAUUGGCUCAGUAGUUUCAUAGCCCGCCACAAUCUCUACAGCCACAUAACUGAAGCAACAUCUUUGGGAAGCUACGGACAGGUCAUCAGUUUCAGUCUCAUUAACCAGGACGAAGUCAAGAAAGAAAUCAAAGAGGAGCGUGAUGUUCCUGUCCCCAUUCAUCAGACUUCAGAGGAGGACAGCGCUCAAAUUUGUGAUUCAGACCGAGACCUGUUAGAUACUGAUUUAUUUCUGACAUGAUGUUAUGAGGAAGCACAAUGUAAAAAAAAAAAAAACACAUUUUGUUGCUUAAUUGUGUUUCCUGUUUGUUUAGGAAUAUCUUUAACAAAAUAAGUACUUUAAAAUUAUUUGAAAUGAGGCCACACAUUAUUAUUCAAAAUUCUGUUCAUGCUGUUACUUAUAUAAAUCAUUCAUAAUCAUGUUAUUUCUCAAGAUGAUGCAACAAAAUUGUGUAUUCAUGUAUUUAUUUAUUUGUAUAUUCCUGUAGCUCAACGAGUAGAGCAUGGCACUUGCAACGCCAAGGUUAUGGAUAAACCUUCAACCCCAUAAUGAUUGUUUCUUUAGAUCUGUUUUAUAUCUAAGGGGGAAAAACACUUUCAAAAGUUAUACUGUACAUAAAAUUGUGUUAGAAGAUAUUAAAUAUGGUGCU
Onychostoma macrolepis is the source of this 1404-nucleotide messenger RNA. RefSeq lists its product as uncharacterized. The transcript has 5 exons. Lineage: Eukaryota; Metazoa; Chordata; Actinopteri; Cypriniformes; Cyprinidae. The record is from RefSeq and is a predicted model, not a curated record. Bases 315 to 995 code for a protein of 226 amino acids.